This is a messenger RNA of [Torrubiella] hemipterigena, 2063 nucleotides long. NCBI's taxonomy places the organism in Eukaryota, Fungi, Ascomycota, Sordariomycetes, Hypocreales, Clavicipitaceae. The record is from the annotation of a GenBank genome assembly.
AUAUGAUCCUUUUUAAACCAUGAUUUGUAAAAUCAAGUAUCCAAAAUUAAUUGAUGUCAAAGGCCAUUGAAUAUGCAUUGCGAAAAUGUGGCUGCCGGGUAGGUUCGCUUAAACCACGGAAUGCUGUAUCAACGCUAGUGGAUAUCGCGAGUAUGCGCCGGAACGUCAUGACGUCGGGCCAUCACACUUCCCGACACAUUCAACACCAUUUUCGAUUAGCCUCCGUGCUACCGAUCGCCGCAAACAGCUCAUGAUUUUGAAUUGCACCGGGUAGGACACCUGCGACAGCAAAAUACUUGUUGAAUUUGGGACCGGGGCGAUUCCACCAACAUGAUGCAUGGCGGUUCGGCUUCAAGAUCUUGGGGCCGAGUUCGAAUAGCCGGUGCUUGGCCUUACCGAGCGCACCCGAGGCGAGGGAUUUACAGAUUACAGAUACAAAGAAACUGUACAACCUCAUUUUCAACGACUGCCUUCAGAAAUAGCUACCGCUCGCUGAUACAAGGCCCGUCUCGACACGCCGUCCCGGCUCGACUGUUUUCGUCGAGCGCACUCAACCAGGACCAUGGCCCUCUGGAGGAAUAUGACAGGCGGGUAAUAGAGGGAACUUUGAAAAAUGACGAACAUCAGCGAGGAAUCAUCGAGAGUUUACAACACCUGCACAACGAACUUCGUGAUUACCAUGCGCCCGACGUUAUCAAACCAAUAAUGGAGUCACUAAAGCCGAAAAAGUCGAUGUUUCAGUCGCUCUUUGGUGGCGGCUCCAAACAACAGACGGGCAUAGCCGACAUUCCCGACAACUUACCCCGCGGCUUGUACCUCUAUGGAGACGUUGGCAGCGGCAAAACGAUGCUCAUGGACCUGUUCUACGACACGCUCCCGAAGUCGGUCAAGACCAAAACCCGCAUACAUUUCCAUAACUUUAUGCAGGAUGUCCAUAAACGGCUACACAAGAUCAAAAUGGAGCACGGCAGCGAUGUGGACGGUGUUCCUUUCGUUGCCGCUGAUAUCGCAGACCAAGGCAAUGUCCUUUGUUUUGACGAGUUCCAAUGCACCGAUGUUGCUGACGCUAUGAUUUUGCGAAGAUUGCUCGAGUGCUUAAUGUCACACGGCGUGGUUCUGGUCACCACUUCUAACCGACACCCUGACGAAUUAUACAAAAAUGGCAUCCAGAGAGAGUCAUUUAUACCGGCUAUUAAGCUGCUCAAGACACGCCUACACGUCAUCAACCUUGAUUCACCAACUGAUUACCGCAAAAUCCCGAGACCGGCUUCAGGCGUAUACCACACUCCAUUGGAUAAACACGCCAAUUCGCAUGCGGAGAAGUGGUUCCGAUUCUUGGGUGAUUCGGAAAAUUUUGCACCUCACCCAGAGACACAAAAGGUUUGGGGCCGUGAAAUCUACGUUCCCCGUGUAAGCGGCCGGUGCGCGUGGUUUACCUUUGACGAAUUGAUUCGGCAGCCGAAAUCGGCAGCUGACUACUUGGAAUUGGUGCGAAGCUAUGACGCCUUCAUUGUUUCAGACGUGCCAGGCAUGACGAUACGUGAGCGAGACUUGGCUCGCCGGUUUAUUACCUUUAUCGAUGCUGUAUAUGAGGGAAACGCAAAGCUUGUUCUUACAACAGAGAAGCCGCUGGCAGAGCUGUUUGUUUCGCGUGACGAAAUUGCCGAGAGCUUAGCAACACAGAACAAGCAGAGCAAGUCGAAAGAAGAUGUUGAUGCAGUCAUGGACGCAGUGGUGAAUGAUGUUGAUAAGGGUGCCGAGCACCUGAAGAAGUCGAAUCUGUUUGCGGGAGAGGAGGAAGCAUUUGCAUUUGCGCGUGCUCUAAGCCGUCUGAGCCAUAUGGAGAGUAAGGAGUGGGUUGAGCGUGGUAUGGGCCUGGAGAGCCAAGGUGGUAAAGAGAACAAAGAAAGCUGGACCAAGACGAGAAGUAGGCAGCUUGAAGAUUCCAUGUGAGCAUUUGGGAUGGGGGAUUCAUCAAGCAUAUACAGCAACAAAGAGCAUCUAUGCAUCGGGCUUUUUUUUGGCCGCGGCGUUAUGUAGAAAUACAACAAUAUAUAUCGUAU